GUAGUGUCCUGCCCUCGCUCGGCGACACCUGUUUUUUCCCGACGCUGAUAAAUGAAACGCGCUCAGAGAGAGAGAGACAGAGAGGCAAAGACACACUAUGAACACAGCGCAGCUGCAUGAGGAAUACAGUAUCAAGAUGAGUUACGCCAGGCUGGAUCCAAAUUCAGACAAGAUGUAACAAGACGCACAACCACAGGAGUAAGCAGUUCUAACAAAGACAGCCUGAAGUCAGUUGACACCUGAGUCUGAUCGCACAGAAUCAACACUAACAGUUACUUCUACCACAAUGGCCUUAUUGAACAUUACUCUUCCCUGGAAUGUCUCUUUGGACCUCAACCACAGCUAUUUCAAAUCCAACCUCUCAGAAUUAGAGGACACACAACCCACGGGGAAGAACUGGCCAGCUCUGUUUAUUCUGGCCAUUAUAUUUUUUACUGUUGUGGGGAAUAUACUGGUGAUUAUGGCCGUGUCCAUCGAGAGCAAACUGCACAAUGCCACCAACUACUUCCUGUGCUCACUGGCCGUGGCAGACAUGCUGGUGGGAUUCCUAGUUAUGCCAGCCUCACUAAUUAGUAUUCUUUACAAUCACUCCUGGCCUCUCCCUAAACUGCUGUGUCCCAUGUGGAUCUUCCUUGAUGUGCUUUUCUCCACAGCCUCCAUCAUGCACCUGUGCGCCAUCUCUCUGGACCGCUAUAUUGGCAUCCGUAAUCCAAUCAAAUACAGCCGCGGCAACACACUUCGCAAGACCAUGAUCAAAAUAAUCUCUGUCUGGACCAUUUCUAUAGUGUUGUCACUGCCCAUUCCAGUAAUGGGUUUCCAGGACAAGCAGAAGGUGUUUGUAAAUGGCACCUGCACCCUGAACGAGCCUCGUUUCGUCCUUGUUGGCUCAUCCGUGGCCUUCUUCGUUCCUCUGAUCAUCAUGGUAGUCUGCUAUUACCUCACUCUCCGUGAUCUCCAGAGACACAGCGCUUCCUUCCCGCAAGAGAGCAAGAGCCACUCCAAACAUUCUUCUGUUCAGAAAAGUGACACGAGUCUACUUAACAGUAAAAAAAACCCACAAGGUCCACGAGGCCAAGGCAGACGAGGCAUGAUUCAAGCUUUGAACAAUGAGCGACGAGCCUCCAAAGUCUUGGGGAUUGUGUUUUUUCUCUUCCUGGUCAUGUGGUGUCCGUUCUUCAUCACCAAUGUGCUGAUCGCCAUCUGUCAGGACAACUGCAGCGAGCAUCUCUAUAACCUCAUUCACUUUUUUGUCUGGGUGGGAUAUAUCUCCUCUGGAGUGAAUCCUCUGAUCUACACGCUUUUCAACGAGACGUAUCGACAAGCCUUCGCUCGCUAUCUACGAUGUAAAUAUCACGAAGACGUGCCGCAGAAGAAGGCCCAGGCCAUCUGAUAAUAUUCACACAGUUACAGCAUAAUGGUUAAAACUGAUUAAUCUAAUACGAGGUUGCCAAACAUACUUUCCCUUUAAUGACUAACAAAUAUUGACAUGAUGGAUUGUUUGUUGUGAGUUCAAAUGUAUUGUUCUUGUGUUACUGGAUAUUACAAAUGUUUACAAAUGUUUCCACAGCAGCAUUACCUUAUAUUGCGAUGCGGAAGUAAACUACUCUUUGUGUGAAUUUGUGACACUUCUGGUUCAUUAGCUGCAGAACUGGGUAGUCAUUUAUUACAUGUAAUCUGAAUCAAAUUCCAAGAAUAUUGUAAUUAGAGUAUAUUACAUUUUAUAAUGCUCGUAAGUAGAUUAAAGUUACUUUUUUAUGGAUUACAUGAUUACAUAUUAUUCACACAAUCAUUCAUGAAUGAUUGAUUGUUUCUAAUUCUUCUUUUAUCUCUUUAAAAUUUUCCUUAGCUUUGAAUAUAUUCACAAAUGUUGUGUAAAUAAAUUUGAAUGUAAU
Messenger RNA from Onychostoma macrolepis, 1892 nucleotides. RefSeq names its product 5-hydroxytryptamine receptor 2A. Gene Ontology annotation, cellular component: membrane; dendrite. Bases 287 to 1390 code for a protein of 367 amino acids. The transcript has 5 exons. Lineage: Eukaryota; Metazoa; Chordata; Actinopteri; Cypriniformes; Cyprinidae. Gene Ontology annotation, biological process: G protein-coupled receptor signaling pathway, coupled to cyclic nucleotide second messenger; chemical synaptic transmission. Gene Ontology annotation, molecular function: G protein-coupled serotonin receptor activity; neurotransmitter receptor activity. The record is from RefSeq and is a predicted model, not a curated record.